Micromonas pusilla CCMP1545 is the source of this 2202-nucleotide messenger RNA. RefSeq lists its product as uncharacterized. Bases 1 to 2202 code for a protein of 733 amino acids. The transcript has a single exon. The record is from RefSeq and is a predicted model, not a curated record. Gene Ontology annotation, molecular function: protein binding. Lineage: Eukaryota; Viridiplantae; Chlorophyta; Mamiellophyceae; Mamiellales; Mamiellaceae.
AUGGUGGACCUGGACGUCGCGUACCUGGACGCGGAGGUGUACGACGACGACGAGCCCGGGUUCCAUCCCCUGGACGACGACGACUUCGGGCGCGGGGAUGGCGCGGACGCGAGCGCCCCGGCGCGCGAGCCGUCGUCCGCGUCGCUCCUUCACGCGUCGCAGUUCGGCUCGACGAUGCACGCGGACGAGGCGUCGUCGUACGCCCUCGACGGGUCCUACGCGACGUGCUUCAGCGAGGCGUACCUGAAGUCCCUCGCCGGGUGCGACGACCUCACGACGUGCGCGACGCUCGAGAUGCGCGCGGACUGCACGAGGGAGGACCUCGGCGGCGUCGGGCGCGCGAUGCCGUCGCUCGCGAGGCUGCGCAUGAGCAACUCCGUCGCGCCGUCGAUGCGGACGUUCGGGAGCGCGUUCCAGAGGCUCACCGUGCUGUGGAUCUCGCGGUCGGGCCUGGAGGACCUCGCCGGGAUCGGCUCGCUGCUCAGGCUGCGCGAGCUCUACGCGUCGUACAACGAGGUCGCGGACGUGUCGCCGCUCGCGGAGCUGGACGAUCUGCGCGUCGUCGACCUCGAGGGCAAUCGCGUCGCGGACCCGGACGCGCCAGAUUACCUCGGGAUGUGCCCGAAGUUGACGUCCGUGACGCUGGAGGGGAACCCGCUGUCGCGCGUGAAACACUACCGGCGACUCGUCGCGCGCGCGAUGCCUGGUCUGCGCGCGCUGGACGACGUCGACGUGUCGGAGGAGGACCGGGCGGCGAUCGUCGGCGACGCCGACGCGGGGGGGAAAGAAAACGAAAACGAAAACGGGCGCGGCGAUCGAAAAGGCGGAGUAGGAGACGGCGAGACGUCCGACGCGGAGAUGGCGAUGGUCACCGAGGGGAUCAAGUACGCCGCGGUCGGGAUCGACGACCCGGACGCGGUUCUGACGCGAGACGCGUUCACCGGCGAGCUCUCGAUCGAGCUCGCGGAGGACCCGCUGGGAGGGGACGAGUUCGGCUUGGACGCCGCGCCGCCGCUGGAAGAUCAUCUGAGUCGGAUGGCGUCGCGACCGCCGCCGCGGCCGGGGAGCAGCCAAGGCGGCGGACCGAGCCGCCCGAGCAGCGGUGCGAGCAGCGCGGGGAGCGGGAUGCACGACAGCACGAGCGCGCUCGUGCGCUGUAACUCUUUAGGCGCGACCGUUAGGACGAACUCGCGGCCGAACACGGCGGCUUCGAACGCGUCCGGGGGGGGAUCCGCGCGAGGGUGGUCUUCGCGCCCGGGCACGGCCGCGUCGAUCGCGUCGACGUCGUCGUCGAGGCCCGGGACGGCGACGAGUGGGAGGCCCGGGACGGCGACGAGCUGGCGGAGCCGCGCCGCGAGCGCGCGGAGCCGGCCGGGGACGGCGGCGUCGAGCGGCAGCGGCGGCAGCGGCGGCGGCGGAUGGGGCUCGAGGCCGGGGACCGCGAUGUCCGCGGGGGACGUAUACGGACGCCCAGAGAGCGCGGACUCGCUGUUCUGGAGGAAGAACCGAGUGAAAGAGUCCCGCGCGGGGUUAUCCGACCGCGGGGACACCGCGAACGGGUGGGGGUUCGGCCUCGGCGACGGCGGCGGCGGCGGCGGCGGCGGCGGCAGCACGUUGACCGCGGGCGAGGGGAUCGUCGUCGGCAACCCGACGAAGCUGUUAGCGCGGCGGAAGCGCGAGCGCGCGGCCGCCGCGAACGCGAACGGCGCGGACGCGACGAACGCAGAAGCGGGCGGAGAAGCGGGCGGAGCGCGCGCGAACGAGGAGGAGGACAUAUUGACGUCGCUGCGGCGGUGGAAGAUCGAGAUGGCGGAGACGUUUUCGAGGAGAGGGCUCCUCGGCGCGGACGAGCUGGAGUUUGCGCGCGAGCCGCCGCCGCUGGAGUACAAGUACGAGCUCGAGCCUGAGCGGGGCGUCGCAGAGCCGGCGGCGACGCCGUCGGCGGCGCCGGCGCCGCCGAUGGACCUUCCAACGCCUCCGAAGUUUACGCCGCAGCCGCCGCCGCAGCCGCCGCCGAGGGGGGCGAUGCGGCCGCAACCGCCGUCGGGGCGGCCGCGGGGGCCGAGGCCGGGAGGACCUGGGGCGGGGAGGAGCGCGAAAGCGGUGUCCGCGGCCGACGCGGCCGCGGCGCUGGCGGCGCCUCCGCCGAAGAGGGUCACGGAAUCGAGCGCCGGCGGCGUGGACCGACUCGUGUUCGACUGA